Messenger RNA from Umbelopsis ramanniana AG, 849 nucleotides. RefSeq lists its product as uncharacterized. The transcript has 4 exons. The coding region runs from base 58 to 744 and encodes 228 amino acids. Gene Ontology annotation, molecular function: guanosine deaminase activity. NCBI's taxonomy places the organism in Eukaryota, Fungi, Mucoromycota, Umbelopsidomycetes, Umbelopsidales, Umbelopsidaceae. Gene Ontology annotation, biological process: purine nucleoside catabolic process. The record is from RefSeq and is a predicted model, not a curated record.
GCCAUUUUCUGAAGUUUUCUUGCUUGUAUAUCCUCUUUCUCUAGUUUUUCUUUUCAAAUGCUUCUCAAGUUCUUAUCUUCUAUCAUCCUCGUUGCUGUUACCGCCUUGCCUCUAUCGGCAAUGGCCACAGAAUGUGGUGGCGACCAACAUACCCGAGAUGAGUGUUACAUGAAGAUUGCGUUGGAUUUCGCCAAGAUCCACAAUCCUCGAUUCCCCUUCGGAGCCCUUAUUGUUGACCAUGAGCAAAACGAGAUCUCAUGCUACGGUGCCAAUAGCAAUAAGAAGAACAAGCUCCUUCACGGUGAAACGGCUGCAUUCUGGAACUGUACCGAGAUGUACCCCUCUCCAACCAACGAUGAUAUGUUCAAUCCUGGUCUUGAUUGGUCCAAACAGACUUUGUACACUACUGGAGAGCCCUGUCCGAUGUGCGCUUCUCAAAGCAUUUACCGCGGUGUUUCUCGCGUGGUCUGGGGAACUUCUAUUCCCGAUAUCAACCGCAGCGGUAGACAGCAAUUGAUCAUCAGAAUGCAAGAGGUGGUUGACUCCGCCCGACUUGGUGGCUAUCAAAUCGAUCACCGUGUACCUGAACUUGUCGGCGGGGUGUUGAAGAAGGAAUGUGACGAUGCUUUCUUCAACGCCUUCUCCGUGUUCCGUGACGAUGAUUAUCUUAAGAGCAUGCAUGCCCAUGGAGAGGAGGAUUAUUUGGAGGAGCAUGGGCUUGCUGGUCACCGACAAGAGUUGUAAUAUAAUAAUUCUGUUAUGUAUCACACUUGUCAUCUACAUGUACAUAUGGUUCGCAGCCACUCCAUACAAAAUCACGCUGUAAAUAAAGUAGUUAUGAGGUAUUAA